AUGAGUGCAAUGCUGCCAUUCCGGGACAUCAACGUCCAUGCCUCCUCAACAUAUUACGCCUUUUCGUCUCCAUCGUCACCAAAUGCCCCAACUCUUGUCAUUGAUCGACCUUCUGGUGACCUGAGGCUCAACGAUGGCAACAUCACUGGUGGCCAUCGAGUCUCAAGCAUUUCAGGAAUUCUUGGCAUUAUCAAAUUACGCCUAGACAGCUAUGUCAUCACAAUCACCAAGUCCCAGGCAGUUGGUCGGAUCAAGGGCCAUCAAAUCUACAAAGUCGUCUCGACCGAAUUCAUGCCAAUGCGAGAGAGACAGCUCACGGAUCCGGACGAGCAGACCUACCUCACGUACUUGAAAACUCAGCUGAAGACCAGCCCGCUGUACUUCUCCUACUCCUUCGACCUGACCAACAGCUUUCAGAGACAGGCACAAGGCGAUGCGAAUCAGCCGCUGUGGCAACGAGCAGACGACCGCUUUUUCUGGAACCGAUUCGUGUCUACUUCGCUCAUCGACUUCCGGGAAGGCAAGACAUCUGGUCGCAUCUCUGGUGGUGCUCAGCCGAGUGUGGACGCGUAUAUUCUGCCGGUCAUGUUCGGCAUGCUGAGCAUCACCAACACUUCGAUCAAGGGCAAUGCUAUGACCUUCACGCUCAUCACGAGGAGAUCCCGGCAUCGAGCAGGCACACGAUACAUGUCUCGUGGCCUAGACGAUCAAGGCCAUGUAUCUAACUUCAACGAGACUGAGCAGUCUGUCAUCCUCAAUGACAGCACUUCUAGUGGCAUGACCAGCUUUGCGGGCGACCAAGGCUUCACAAAUGGUAAGCCUGUUGGCGGUCGUGAGACACAAGUGCUUGCCUAUGUGCAGACACGAGGUAGCGUGCCAGUCUUCUGGGCUGAGGUGAACAACAUUCGCUACGUCCCGAUACUACAAAUCAGAGGCGUCGAGUCGGCGCAGGAAGCAACACGCCACCACUUUGACGAACAGAUCAGCCUGUAUGGUGAGAAUUACCUUGUCAACCUUGUCAACCAAAAGGGACGCGAGAAGCGUGUGAAGGAGGCCUACGAAGAAGCAGUGCGACUACUGCAGUCUACAUCCGUUGAGGAGAAGGAGUCUGGCCGCAAGACGAACGAGCGCUUCAACGUGAUCGAGCCUGGCGACAAGACUAGCUGGUAUGACCAUCUACACUACGUCUAUUUCGACUUUCACAACGAGACCAAGGGGCUGAAGUGGCAUCGUGCUCAACUACUCCUCGACCAACUCAAAGACGGCUUGACAACAGGAAGCUACUUCCAUGGUAUCGACAUGCCAGGCGGUGGUAUUGACGUGCGCCGAAAGCAGACCGCAGUCGUACGCACGAAUUGCAUGGAUUGCCUCGACCGCACAAAUGUGGUCCAAUCCAUGCUCGGCCGCUGGAGUCUGACCCGCCAACUCAUUGACCUCGGACUCCUUCGACCAGGUGAGACAGCAUCAGAUGACCAAACCUUCGAGCACCUCUUCCGCAACGUUUGGGCGGACAAUGCCGAUAUCGUGUCCCGCUCUUACUCCGGCACUGGCGCACUGAAGACAGACUUCACACGAACAGGAAACCGUACACGAGCUGGCGCACUUCAGGAUCUGAACAACAGUAUCACUCGCUACGUCUCCAACAACUUCUCCGACGGCCCAAGACAAGACGGCUUCGACCUCUUCCUUGGCACUUACCAACCCGACAGCGCGGCUAUAGGCCUCGGGCAGCAAUUCGCAGAUAGGAGACCGCUGGUUGUGCAGGCCGUGCCGUACGUCCUCGGCGUCUGCGUCUUCUUCGUCGCGAUCAGUGUCAACUGGCCAAAACUCAACACGCCCAAUUGGGCCGUCGAGGCGUACGAGGAUACUCUCAACAGAGUCCGCAAGGAUCCGAUUGUUGGCAGUUUUAUCGGUGGUAAGAAUGCUGCUGGUCUUGGUAAUUUGGAGGAGGGCAAGAAGAGGCGGGAGUGA
Molecule: messenger RNA, 1971 nt
Organism: Recurvomyces mirabilis
Lineage: Eukaryota; Fungi; Ascomycota; Dothideomycetes; Mycosphaerellales; Teratosphaeriaceae
Gene: SAC1
Product: Phosphoinositide phosphatase sac1
Exons: 3
Coding region: 1-1971 (656 amino acids)
Biological process (GO): phosphatidylinositol dephosphorylation
Cellular component (GO): endoplasmic reticulum
Molecular function (GO): phosphatidylinositol-4-phosphate phosphatase activity
Source: RefSeq, a predicted model, not a curated record